Miscanthus lutarioriparius is the source of this 1368-nucleotide messenger RNA. NCBI's taxonomy places the organism in Eukaryota, Viridiplantae, Streptophyta, Magnoliopsida, Poales, Poaceae. The record is from the annotation of a GenBank genome assembly.
AUGUCAGCAUUACCGACGCGGAUGUUCGUAGGAGUACUUGGUACGCUCCUGCAUCCUGCAUCCACCGAGGCGCCGGGCGGAUAUGCCGGCGGGUCCGGGAUGCGGAGCAUAUCCAGUUUUAUCCAGGCUUGUGAGCGCAAGCCACGGACGGAAACUUCCGGGACUCGUGAAUUCCUGCCGUCCUGCGGCAGCAACUCUAGCAAGGCAGCAACCAAACCACCAAGCAGCGCCACCACGCCGGUGACCGCAGCGCGGCGGCCCAUCGAGUUGGUGAGGACAGCGCGGAGGCGGGGACCCGUCGUGGAACCAUUGGAGCCCCCAGGCCCCAGGCAAAGGGGAUUAGGGGAACGAGGCUGCGAGAGGGAGUUGCUGGAUCGCCUGACGUGGAUCCGUGCUGUUCCCGUGUCCCAGCCAACAGCCAGGCCCCACUUGCGCGUCCCCAAUCGCCUCAUCCGCCGCAUAUCCCUGGGGCCCACAGGAGAUCAGCUACCACUGCCCGUUCGCCACGUCCCCACGCUCCCGGAGACGAUAGACGGUGAGAUGAGCUUGUCGAACAUGGUGCUGGGCUUCCUGGAAGAUUUCGAGAGGGACCAGCGACGGCCGGAGAACGACGACGACGACGACGACGAGGGCUCCAGCGGUGGCGACACCGCCGAGAGCAAGGCCUUCUGGCAGACCCAACAUUCCCAGCUGCACGAGGCUCUGGCCAAGACGAGCCUGGCGGAGAGCAGGAUCCGCGCGGACACGGAGGAGGCCGUCAAGAGCAUGCGCGCCGCGGCCUGCUCCUGCUCCUGCUCCCGCACGGGGCGACCCGCCGCCCGGGACUGCCGGCUGUGCAUGCUCCGCCACGUCGCCGACCGGCUGCGCGACGCCGGCUACAACAGCGCGCUCUGCAAGUCCAAGUGGACGAGCUCGCCGGACAUCCCUUCAGGCGAGCACAGCUACGUGGAGGUGGUGGUGCAGACGAGGAGCGGCAAGGCGGUGCGCGUGGUGGUGGAGCUCAGCUUCCGCGCCGAGUUCGAGGUGGCGCGCGCCAGCGCCGGGUACCGCGCGCUGGUGACCGCGCUGCCGGAGGCGUUCGUGGGCCGGGCCGACCGGCUGCGCGGCGUCGUCAAGGUCAUGUGCGCCGCGGCCAAGCAGUGCAUGAAGGAGAACAACAUGCACAUGGGGCCCUGGAGGAAGCACAAGUACAUGCAGGCCAAGUGGCUCGGCACGCCCGAGCGGACGACGGCGGCCGUGGCGGCUGCGGCGGCUACGCCGGUGGUGGUGGUUCCGUCGGUGACCGUCGGCUCGCCAGAGCAGCAGACCAAGUUCAGGGCGUCCAUGCUCACCUUCGACUUUGGCCAGACCGCGGUGGAGGCCGCGUGA